Molecule: messenger RNA, 990 nt
Organism: Brettanomyces bruxellensis
Lineage: Eukaryota; Fungi; Ascomycota; Pichiomycetes; Pichiales; Pichiaceae
Exons: 1
Coding region: 1-990 (329 amino acids)
Cellular component (GO): membrane
Molecular function (GO): serine-type endopeptidase activity
Source: RefSeq, a predicted model, not a curated record
AUGUUUGGCCUUGGCCUUCGUUUCAUAAAGCCAAGUGCUUCGUUCAAAACUUUUCACAGAGAUAUUUUCAAUUGUUCAUUGUUUUCAUCCAAAUCCAGGACGUUGUAUCCAACGAGGACCUUUCAGACUCAAACACAUAUUGUCCAACAAUUCAGGUUAUAUUUUAAGUCACAAAGGAGGAAAUAUGCAACAUAUUCUGAACUUGGAUAUUAUCCAGGUAGAAUGGGUGGUUCAGGUGAAGGACCGCAUUUCAAUAACGUGAAAAACAAUGUUGUCAAGCCUAUUCUUUACACUAUCGCAUUUUCUGCUGUCACAUAUUUUGCUAUGCCAUACAUAUUCGAUAAUACACCAAUGAAAUACUUCAAGACCCACAAGAAGUACUAUCUAUAUGGCUUGAUUGGAUUAAAUGUUGCUGUAUUCGGACUUUGGCAACUUCGAUUUAACGGAGGAAGGAUCUACAGCUUUUUGGAGAAGUAUUUUCUUCUUGAUAGGAGUUCUUUGACUAGGAAAUCCAAUGUUUCUAUGAUUCUAUCUACGUUUAGCCACCAGGAAUUUUUCCACUUGUUUGUUAACAUGCUGUGUCUUUACAGCUUUGCCAUUUCUAUGGUGAAUAUUAUGGGAGUGUCCCAAUUUUCAUCUUUGUAUCUAAUUUCCGGAUGCGCCUCUUCUCUUGCAUCCAUAAUUUUCAGUUUUGUCACCAAGUCAUACGGAUGCUCUUUGGGUGCAUCUGGUGCCAUUUCUGCAAUAUUUGCUGCUUUCACUGCUAUUUUUCCAACUGCAAAUGUUGCUUUAUUUAUUAUCCCAAUUCCAGGUGGUGCAUCAACUGCUUUAGCACUAUUUACAGCAUACAAUGUCGGAGGUUGCAUAUUCCGUUGGUCUACUUUUGAUUUUGCCGCACAUUUGGGAGGAACAAUUGUUGGUUAUUUGUGGGGAAUGCAAUACAAAAAGAAAAUUAAGGCAAAGUACAGACAUUUAAGAAGCUACUGGUAA